UCCUGUGUGUCUGUGCGUUGGCUUCCCUAGCUUCUGGUUGUGAUGACAGAGCAGUCAAGAAGCCAAAACAACUGAAAAAAUUAUUGUGGUUAGAUCCUGGCCUUACUGAAGAUGCUAGUUUGAGAGUGCCAAGCUUGGUGCGGAAGUACGGGUACCCACUGGAAGAACACACGGUCAGAACCAGCGACCAGUACCUCUUGACCAUGCACCGGAUACCCUACGGCCGGCAGAACAAGAAGAAAACGAACAGGCCGGUGGUAUUCGUUAUGCACGGAUUACUGUCUUCUUCCGCAGAUUUUGUCGUGACGGGACCUGAAAAAGCUCUAGCUUACAUACUAGCGGAGGCUGGUUACGACGUAUGGCUGGGCAACGCUCGCGGCAACCGCUACUCCCGGCAACACGCCUUCAUUGACCCUAAGAGACCUAAGUUUUGGAAGUUUUCGUGGGAUGAGAUCGGUAGUUUAGACUUGCCGGCUAUGAUUGACUAUGUUUUGGCGCAUACAAGAAGGAGGAAACUUCAUUAUAUUGGCCAUUCACAGGGUACUACUGCUUUUUGGGUGAUGUGCUCCCUGAGGCCCGAGUACAACCACAAGAUCAUUUCCAUGCACGCAUUAGCCCCUGUGGCGUACUUGUCACACAAUAAGUCUCCUCUCCUCCAUGCAAUAGCACCGUUCUCUAAUGUCAUCGCUAAAUUUCUAACUGUUAUCGGAAAAGCCGAGUUCAUGCCCAACAAGCGACUGAUGAAAUGGGCCGGGGCCGCGAUGUGCAGAAACGGGGCCACCUUCCAAGAGCUCUGCAGCAAUAUAUACUUCCUCAUUGGUGGAUGGAAUUCUGUGGAGUUGAACAGGACGAUGAUCCCAGUAAUCCUAGGCCACACGCCAGCCGGCGCGUCGGUCUACCAGCUCGCUCACUACGGGCAGGUCAUGGCCAGCAAGGAGUUCCGCCGCUUCAACCACGGUCUCGCCAACAUCGGGUUCUACCAAUCCGUCACUCCACCAAGAUACGACCUUCACAAAGUCACAGCCCCAGUUUUCUUCCACUACUCUCUCUCCGACCCUUGGGCUCAAGUCAAAGACGUGGAAAGGUUAGGAAGGGAGCUCGGAAACCUUCGAGCCAAACGGGUCAUACCUAUGGCAACGUACAGCCAUUUUGAUUUCCUUAUGGGAAUAAAUGCGAAAAGGCUGGUGUAUGAUCAGGUUAUUUCUGAUAUGAGGAGUAUGGAAAAGAAAUAAAUUAAUUUGAA
Molecule: messenger RNA, 1243 nt
Organism: Leguminivora glycinivorella
Lineage: Eukaryota; Metazoa; Arthropoda; Insecta; Lepidoptera; Tortricidae
Product: lipase 3-like
Exons: 7
Coding region: 204-1232 (342 amino acids)
Source: RefSeq, a predicted model, not a curated record